AUGGCCUUUCCCUUGCUGGAGCCUUCGGGAGCUCUGCGUUCCUUGGAGGGCAGCGACUCCUGGACCGAGGUGGAGAAGCUUCCGAGGCCGCUGGACGUUCCGGUGCCAGCUUUUCGACCUCGAGGAGCGGGACGUGUUGCAGCUGCUAGAGCUCGACGGGAAGCGGGUUCUCAAGUGGACAUGGAGGAGCUCAUGGAGUCAGGGGGAUCAUCGGGAGCUGAACGACGCGGAAGCUUGGAACCCGGUAGUAGCCUGGCGGCAGGGCAGCCAGCUGGAGAAUGUCCUGCAUGCGGAGCCUCUGAAGCUACGGCGCAAGACAUAAUAGCGCCAGCAACAUCGCUGCAUGCCGCAGCAGUGUUGGAGAUGAGCCCAGUCCGAGAAGAAAAGGACUCUUCGGCGGAAGAUCCGUGGCAGCAUUCGGGUCCGUGGUUGGAAGCGAGCAGACACCGACGUGGCGUUGAACGGGAUCGGCAGUCUUGGUGGAGUUCCUCCGACGAUGAUGCCAAGUACUGGGAGAAUUGGUGGACUUGGCCAACGGUGGAGAACUAUGUGGUGCAGAAUUACCCGGCCGAGAACUAUGAGGACCAAUCCAGUGAGCGGCACUCAGUUCAGAGCGAUUGGAAGCAGUGGAAUGUGGAAGACCUUCAGGGACAGCAGGAAGAUGAUGCGGUCUUGCGUCAUCUUCAGGAUGCGGCGCUACAUGCUGGACAAGGGCACCGUUAUGGCGGAGGACAUCACGAUCGGGCUCUUGCGCAGCAGGGAGUAUGCGAACUAGACGAUCAUGGAAGAGGACAUGGUGACGAUCACGGUAGAGCACGACGUGAUGAACUGGAGACCUCCGUCGUCUCCCCGACAGCGGCAGCAGUGAAGGAUAAGGACAACCUUCCUGCUGGCGAAGCUAGAGGAGUUACUGCUGUGGCCGGGAAUGCUUCCUGGUUGGUGGCUGCCGCGGGGAAGUUGAGCUCUUGCAAAGCUUUGCCAUGUGAGAUGAGAGGACCAAGACUUAUGCAACAGCUGCAAGAAAGGGCCGGCAAGAUAGUGCAGCGCUUGUCGGUGGAAGAGGCUUCAGCUUCGGAUGGCCUUGAAACUAUCAAGGCGACCAUGGAACGGUCGCCUGUCAUUAAGCUCCUGGAUCAGAAGAACGUGGACCAACGCCGACAGAAGUUUAUGAGAUUGUCCAAAUUGCCGAGUGAGUCGGUGGUGGGAUCGAAAUUCUACGUGGGCCACUUGCUGGAUGCGGCGAAGUUGACCAAGAGGGACCUCGCCCUCAUCAAGGCGGCAGAUGGUGGAAAGCUUGACGAUGAGGAUGCGGCGACGAAUGCAUUUCUCGACCUUGCCGAGCAACUGGAGGGACAACCGGGUUGUCCCGGUGGACGAGGUGAGCCGACAUUGGACCGGGAGGACAAGUGCCCGGUUCAAAAGCAUGGUGGAAUGGGUGGCUCUCCCCAACAUCUUGGAGGCGAGUGCUGCUGGUGGUGUCUCUGUGGACUCUGCCGCCAAAGGGGGGAUCAGCGGCGUCCACUCCAUCUAUGCCUGAUGUCUCUAAUGGCUGAGAUCUAUGAGCAGGGGUGCAAGGCCCGCAAUCGAGUUAGAGAAAUCAAGAAGAUGAGACAAUAUUUCCAACGUGAAGGUCAUGUUCAAGGACAGCCGUUGGGGCAAGCAGCUGUGCGGGACAGAGAGCAUGUGAAGAAGUGGGUCAAGGAGCAACAGAAGACGGAGCCAUGUUUCAUCUGCCGACAACUUGGACAUUGGUCACAGGAAUGUCCAUAUCGCAAGCGAGCUCCAGUACAUGCCACAAAUGUGACCUUCAAGCAAGACGUGACCAAUGAAUCGGAUUGGUCUUGCCUCCAGAGCUGUGCUCAGCCCGAUGCGUGCUACAAAGGGCGCUUGAAGAAUCUCAAGUUGUACCCCAACCUGUACUUACACGUGUGUUGGGAUGGUUUGAGCGGUGAAACCGCCGCCAUUAUGUUUCGUCAAGAUCUUUGGUGUUCACGGGUCAUGGAUUCCCAUCUCCUGGUCACUGCUGGUUCGGUAGCAGCUGGGUGGACGCUUCGUGGGCCAUUGGUGCAGCCGACUCCACCAUUGCCAACACCGUGUGCUUGCACUCGUCAGUGCAUCUCGGCUGAGCAUCCAUGGGUGUUUCGGCUUCUGGGCUGGCUGGGCAGUCAGGUUUCAGGUGAACGGGCUCUGGUUCCAGUUGGCAACGAUUUUGUUUUCGCCAAGAAGGUCAGUGCGGACGAGGUUGGGUCCUACAAGCUCGAGGUGACAGGUCUGUUUACGAGCGCGAAGACGUAUGCGUCGCACACCAGAGCCACUGGGUCCAUGGUGACCAUAGAUCAGAUAAAGGUUCCUGCUCUUCAAAGUGCCGAGCUCCUGAUCAGACGGAUGAUGGUUAUCCGGGAAGCUCACAAAGUAUCCCCUUCUGCGCCCGACUAUUCUUCUGCUGAUAUCAUGAUGGGUUGGCAGUACAGGCGUAGUGCUCAGGGUGUUGUCACGGCGAUGGCCUCCUACGUGGCAAUUGAGUUGAAGAAUGAGGCCGCCAUCCUCAAGGAUGUGCUUGUUUUCUCCACACAGGCCAACACGUGUCCGAAGCAGGGCACAGGUUUUGAGGCGGAUCGUCGUGAUCUUUUUCCUCUUCCUUUGCUGGGUUUCCGUGAUGGUACUCCUGGUUGUAGCUCUUCCCAAAGAAGACGAAAGGUCAAGGUGAAUCAGACUGUUGACAAGGUGAACAAUAUCAUCCAAUCCCUCAAUGAGAUGUAUGGGCGUGAUGUCGCCAAGGUAUCAGCUGCUUUGCCUCCAUUGGCUGUUCAGGAGAAAGCCCAGCAUGAGCUUUUCAAACAAGUUCGCCAUGGUUGUGAACGUAUUCCUUUGUAUAGUCAGCGUGAAGCUAUGAAAGAGCUUCUGCAUUCCACUCCCUCAUAUUCUAAAGAGGUUGAGACUACAGUCAGGCCCUUCAGCAAAGACCUCGUUUCCCUGCCGGUUGUAGGAGCUACUCCACCUCAGCUCGAUGACCUGCUGGAUCCAUUUGGUCGUGAGCUUCUGAAGGACCCCAUAUCUACUAUGAUGCUUUCACCACAGGGAUGGGGAGAGAUGGUUGAGCGUGGUGUUAGGAUCAAGCCUUUUAUGGACAUUGUCUUGCAACGUGAUGAGAUCAAGUAUACCAGGAUUUUUGUGUUGAGUUUGUACAAGCGUGGCGUGAUUCAAUUCACUCAUCGUCCGAAGGAUCGCAUCACACCUUUCUUUGUGACGAAAAAGUCUGGGGCCCUCAGGCUUUUGGCGGAGCGGGGAGUUUCUCCACAACAUGGAAGCGAUUUUGACGACGAAGGUUUGGGCCCAAACCGAGAAGUUGCUGAAGGAGUUGCUUGCCCGAGCCUCGAAACUGGUGAACCGGUCGUGAUUGCCUAUGCAGACAAUCUCAACAUUGCUGGGAUCUGCCGACAAAGGGUUCAACAAGCGAAAGAUGUUGGAAAGGUCAUUGCUAUGCUGCGAUGUUUGGCCAGUGGGCCCAGAGUUUCAGGGAAGAUGGUGGAGAAGUUGAUUGGGCAUUGUGUUCAUUUUAUGUUGGCAAGCAUCCGACACCAGUUGGAUGGCAAGAAUGCGCAAGACCGUGCCAGCAAGGGACAGAAGUUUCUGAGCACCUUUCAGUCCCUGCCGCGUUUCCCAGGACAGACAUUUCUGGAACAGGUGGCAGUGAGUCGAGAAGUGGGACAGGACUAUGUGAACCGGACCUCAGCUUUCUUCCAGUUGGCAGCCACACAGCUGUUGCCGCUGAGUCCUAUAGCCAAGUUAGACAGGAGCUUCAGCGCUUAUCAGACGGCAUGGAUGUGUCAGAAGGCUUCAAAGCGUUUGCGGCCCUGUGGACCCAGCAAAGACACGACCCCCAAGGCCUUUUGCUCUGGUGGCGUUGAUAGUGGUAAAGCUGUUGCCGAAUCAGCAUUGGCAACACUUCUCAGCUUCACUGCAUACCUGAGACCUUCAGAAGUGUUAGGCACAGCGGUCCUUCUCACGACCGACUUCAAGAUGAGGGGGCGCUGGCUGGCGGACUCUUCAGUGCGUCGGUACGAGUGCCACGCCAGACUUCACCAGCAGUUUCAACAGUUGCCUCCGCUGGUGCAGCAACAAGGACGCUAUUUACUUGACAUGGAGCAGCCUUCUCAACAAGUUCCUUUCAAUUUUCACAUGAAGCCGCAUGCAGAAGGUCAGCCUCUUACAGUUUUGGGUUCAAGGCAAGGCGUGCCUCGACCCGCAUCCUCGACUUCCAGCCCCCGUGACAGCUCGUACCCCGUUGGUGCUCGUGAUGACCGACCGUGCGGUGUGGGAGGCUUUGACAUCGAGAACGAUUUCACCGAGGAGAUGAGCGACGAAGAGCCGGACACUUCUCCGGUCCUGGUGGUGAGGCCAGGCACGGAGGGAUCGAGUGCCAGGACGAACCGAAUGCCGAUACGGCGUCCGAAGAGAGCAACAUCCUUCGCCAAGAAGAAGUCCAGCCUGUCACCAACGAGACCUUCCAGAACCAACGUGGAGAUGCAGAACGCGGUGGCGAUGAUGCAAGAGCAGAUGGAACAGAUGCAGCGCCAGAUGAUGCAGAUGAUAUCGGCCCCUCCGAUGACUCUGCAGGCGUCCGCGCAGCCAUCGAAGUCACAGAAGGAGCCCAGGUCAUCGACGGCGGCCUCUUCGAGCGGUGCUGCAUGCUGCUGCUGCGGGUUCGGAUCAUUCAAACUCCAGAAAGAUGGCUUUGAACUGGAUGCAGACACGCAGCAUUCGACAAGGAGUAUACAAAGAGCUCGGGGGGUACAUCAACGGAUGUGCAAUGUAGCGCAGGCGAAACCCGGACCUUGGACGUUGAUAGGGAUCUUCGCAGGUCGCGCGGCUUUGUCAGAUCUGGUUCGUCGCGUGGGGAAAUGGAAUGAGCCACCUCCGCACGAUGUGCUUUAUGGUCUGGACCUAAGGAAGGUGGAGCGCCAGGACUUGCUGAAGGACGUCAUCAAGAAGCGCCACCCUGAUGUGGUGACGUUGGCAGUGCCGCGUGGUCCAUGGAGUUCUUGGCAGCGCGAGGAAAAGGAAGGCGGCUUGGUCUUGUUGGAACAACCUAGCCGGUCUGAUGCCGUGAAGCAGCCAAUGAUGUGCCGCCGGGAGAAAGUCUACCAGAAGGAGAUCUUGCAGAUCUUGCAGACCGAGCAGGCGGUGCUGGUGGAGCAACUGGCGGCGCAGGUGGCGGCUGUGGAGUGCGUGUUGUUGGAUCCUUACCGAACUACUGCACGUCUGUGUCCCCACGGAGAUCUGGCGGAUGUUGACGCCGCAGAGGCGGCAGGAUCGGUGUCGGAUUCUCCUGCAGAUUCGACCGCAGCUACGUUGGAAUCCUCCAUUGACGUCAACUUGGCGCUACAUGCUCAAGUACUUGACAGCCGGAUGUGGGAGGCUGUUCCAGUGGAGGUGGAGGCCGAGUUGCUGAACAUUGUGUUGCGUUUGGAGCGCCAAAUUUGCAAACAGGUGGCACCUCCACAGGCCGCUCCCAUAGCGGCCUUUCAUCGACCCAUUUCAAUCAACGACCGGGUGGUGGCCGACCCCUUCUUUGUUUGGGAUGAGUCGGGUGAGAAGUUUGUUGUGGCUCACCUGUUGGAUGCCUUCGCCCUCUACCAGAUCGCGGUGGCAAGAAUCCCGAUGCGGAGGACCACGGAAGCCUUGAAGAAAACACCUGGAUCCAGAGCGAGACUUCCUCGAUUAGAGCUGCUGGCGGAGGGUGCCCAGGAAGUCUUGAAGAAGCCUCGCCAGACUAAGGGGAAGAAACCACAAAAGGCGACGGUUGAUCCAGAGCAUAGGAAUUCAGUGAUGAAGAAGAUCCUAGAAAAGUUCCAUCUCGAUGGAUCACAGCUGAGGAGUGCAGCUUCGCCCUUGGACGAUGUGCCGCUCUUCAGGCGAAGAAGGGGCAGUCUGGACCUGCUUCUUCAAGCCGGAAGCGCGCGGCUGAUGAUGAUCCGGCGCUUCGACCGUUCCAAGAACGGAGAACUAUUCGUCAAUGUGGAGCGCUUCGACAACCAGGCGGACUUCUCAGACUCAGAUGCAAGUUUGAUGUCAGCGCUGGCCAAUUCGUUGGGCAAUGGUGUCCUGCAGCAUCUGCAGCGCCGCUCCAUUGAAGAUCUGCAGGUGGUCUACUACCUCUUCAACCCCAACAGGCCUCAACGUGCGCCGAUAGGUCUGUCCGCCGAGCUCAUGGAUCCUAUACUGGUUCAAGGAGUCGUUUUCACGAGUUCAUCGUGGACAGUGCGCUGGUCGGGCAGGAACACACAACAGCAUUUGGGUGGACCAUGGCAUAGAGUCGUCCGCUUUGAGCUUCAAGAUCCUUACGAGUUUGAAUCUCAUGUGGUCAAGCGGUUGGAAGCUCGACGCUUUGUGGAAGAUGCAUGGCUUUCAGGCCAGUGGUUGGUUCAGUCCUUUUGGGAGCUUCAAGAUGCCGCUGGCUGGCCGAAUGACAUUGCGGUGACUCAAUACUUGGGUCCACCCGAAAUGGAAGAAGUUCAACAUGUGCUUUUCGAGAAGUGGGUGAAGCUCGUGAUGCGCAUCACCGAAUUCACCCACUUGCCUGAGGAGAUUGUCUCCAAGCCGGAGACGGGAAAGGCUUCCGAGACUUUGCCUUCUCGUUUUGUCUUGGUGAACAAGACCGAUCCCCGCAAUGUCCAUCCAACUGAUGCCGACGCUCCGCAACGCCAAGCUCAAAGCUCGCUUGGUCAUUGCCGGUCACAAGGACCAAAAGGUGCCAGGACCGAUCUCUUUCGGAUGAAGAAGGAUGUGCGCCUCAUUGCUGCCCCGGAGUGCCAGGAAAUGAUCCGGGCCAGGUUGGGCUCUUUGUUCAAUUUCGUUGAAUGGCAACAUCCAAAGGAUUGGGCCAAAUUCUGUGGAAGGUAUGAGCGGCAAAUGCCUGACAGCCCAGUGUUGGUGCAACAGGACGCCUAUGCAGAGGCCCUAACCAGACCCAAUCAGAAGGAAUGGGCCAGACAAUGUCGUGCUGACUUGACGUUCGGGGUGUGGAGAGUAGCUCUGUGCUGGUGGAACCCGGUUACAGUGAAGUUCGCCUCCAUCGGAUGCGACUCGGACGACAUGGUGGUGAUUGGCGUUUCAGAUGCAUCAUUUGCUGGGAUGCCUCGUGGACGAUCUCCAGGUGGUAUGGUGUUGGCCUUCGCAAAUCCAGGUGUGUUGGAAGGCCCUGACAGGUUGACCGUCAUCACCUACCAUCAAGCGAGUGGUCAGGCAGCACACUACAUCAGAGCGUUCUUGGUGGAGAUGAUAUAUGCCGACUUCACCGUGAAGGCAUGGAUGACUAUGGUGGCCCGAUGGAAGGCCAUCUUGGCCCGGACGGGAUUUGAUCUACUGAAUGGCGCGGCGCUUGGAGAAGACAAGCGCCUUGCGAUUGACAUCGCAGCCAUGCGCCAGGCUCUUGAGGAGGAUGGGGCCCUAGAUUGGUCAGAUGGGCGCCCGGUGAUGGCGGAGGGGAUUUGGGCGCCGAAGGAUUCAGCUGUAGCCAAGAAGCUUAGCGCCGAUGCUGCUGCCCGGAAAAAGUCGUACCG
Molecule: messenger RNA, 7562 nt
Organism: Cladocopium goreaui
Lineage: Eukaryota; Dinophyceae; Suessiales; Symbiodiniaceae
Source: the annotation of a GenBank genome assembly